Phaeoacremonium minimum UCRPA7 is the source of this 984-nucleotide messenger RNA. Its product is annotated as putative quinone oxidoreductase protein. Gene Ontology annotation, cellular component: cytoplasm. The coding region runs from base 1 to 984 and encodes 327 amino acids. Lineage: Eukaryota; Fungi; Ascomycota; Sordariomycetes; Togniniales; Togniniaceae. Gene Ontology annotation, biological process: cellular response to oxidative stress. The record is from RefSeq and is a predicted model, not a curated record. Gene Ontology annotation, molecular function: zinc ion binding; quinone reductase (NADPH) activity. The transcript has a single exon.
AUGGCGACAAUGCGCGCUGUACUCUUUGACAAGACUGGAGGCCCGGAAGUACUCCAUGUCGCCGAAGUUCCAAAGCCGGUCCCGACACCGGACCAGGCCCUGGUUAAGAUGGAAUGGGCAGGCGUCAACUUCAUUGACACUUACCACCGGACUGGCCUGUAUCCCAUCAAGUUGCCUUUCAUAACCGGCCGGGAUGGUGCCGGUGUUGUCGAAGCCCUGGGUUCUGAUGUCUCGCCAGAUUCGGGCAUCAAGGUUGGAGAUCGGGUUGCCAUCUAUGACUCAAGCACCGUGGCCCAGUAUCUCGCAACUAAGGCCUCUCGUCUUCUGAAGCUGCCAGAGGGCGUGGACACUCGGGCCGGUGCUGCCCUCAUGGCUCAGGGUCUCACGGCGUGGACUCUCGUUCGUGAUGCCCACGAGGUCAAGCCUGGAGAGGUGAUUCUGGUUCACGCCGCAGCGGGGGGGACCGGCGGCUUGUUGGUACAGAUGUGCAAGUCGCUCGGGGCGACUGUCAUUGGAACGGCGUCUUCUCCGGAGAAGAUCGAGAUUGCGAAGCAGCAUGGCUGUGACCAUGUCAUCAACUACUCCGAGAAGAACACGCUGGAGGAGGUGAUGAAACUUACAGACGGCAAGGGCUGCCAUGCGGUCUUCUCCGGCAUUGGUCAGGCAACUUUCAAAGACGAUCUGGAGUGUGUUCGAAGGAAGGGUUCCAUGGUCACGUUCGGCAACGCGUCAGGAGCGGUUGAAGGAUUCCGACCGCUUGAGCUGGGCAAGAAGAACGUCAAGCUGCUUCGGCCCAGGCUAGAUGCGUAUAUCGUGGAUCAAGAGGAAUUUGAUCAACGUAGCAAGGAGCUGUCAGAGUUGAUCGCCAGCGGAGCUGUGAAGCUCACAUACGGAAACGAGUAUUCCAUGGAAGAAGUUGGUCAAGCCCACAUAGAUUUGACAAGCAGAAAGACUACGGGCAAACUUUUGAUCAAGAUUGCGUAA